Messenger RNA from Puntigrus tetrazona (Sumatra barb), 5493 nucleotides. It is a transcript of the gene col22a1, whose product is annotated as collagen, type XXII, alpha 1. The record is from RefSeq and is a predicted model, not a curated record. The coding region runs from base 216 to 5078 and encodes 1620 amino acids. The transcript is spliced from 65 exons. Lineage: Eukaryota; Metazoa; Chordata; Actinopteri; Cypriniformes; Cyprinidae.
UGUGUGUGUGUGUGUGUGUCAGCACACCUGUGUAUGACCUUACCUGGAGCUUUAUUUCUAGGAGGAUGCUGCUCUGAUACUUCAGGUGUCUGCGAGGUGUGUUUCUGGAGGAGGGUGAGGAAGAUCUUGUACCUACGGAUUGACAGUACAGGAGCAGCAAGUUGAUGAUCAUCGCACCUUAGCAGGAAUAUCAGCAAACAAUAGCAGAGAAGGAGAUGAAGUUUCGAUUUGGGCUCAGGAUCUCUUUGGUCCUGAGCAUACUGGCUCUGACUCUGUACGCAGGCAGUGUUGAAGGACAAAGGGCAGGUUGCAAGAAUGUCCACUAUGAUUUGGUAUUCAUCUUGGACACCUCUUCCAGUGUGGGCAAGGAAAACUUUGAGAAGAUCCGGCAGUGGGUGGCAAACCUGGUGGAAUCUUUUGACGUAGGUGCGGAGAAAACGCGUGUGGCCGUGGUUCGCUACAGCGACCGUCCCACCACCGAAUUCAACCUGGGCAGGUACAAAACCCUUGGGGAGGUCAAGCGUGCUGCUGGGAACAUCCGCUACCUGGGUGGGAACACCAAAACUGGAGAUGCCAUCAGCUUCACCACCAACAACAUCUUCACAGAAAGGGCAGGGGCAAGGCCUGCCAGUCAGGGCAUUCAAAAAGUGGCAAUCUUAUUAACGGAUGGCAGGAGUCAGGAUUUUGUUUUGGAGCCAUCAGUUGCUGCAGCGGCUGCUGGAAUCAGGUUGUUCGCCGUAGGGAUUGGGGAAGCUCUCAAAGAGGAGCUGGAGGAGAUUGCAGCAGAGCCAAAAAGUGCUCAUGUCUUCCACGUGACGGACUUUGAUGCCAUUGACAAGAUCCGGGGCAGGUUGAGGAGGAGACUCUGCGAGAAUGUCCUGUGUCCAAACAUGAAAGUCCAGGCGGGUCGUUUUAGGCCAAACAGCACAAGUGCUGGACUGACAGAGGUCCCAGGAUUUGAUCUGAUGGAGUACUUCAAUGUAAGAGAUUUUCUUGGAGAAAAAUUUGAGCCAGGUCAGACCCCCUACGUCCGGCUCGGUACCAUGCCCAUCGUCCAACAAACAGAAGAUGUGUUACCUCAGGGUCUGCCCGAUGAAUAUGCCUUUGUGACCACGUUUAAGUUCAGGAAGACCUCUCGUAAAGAAGACUGGUACCUGUGGCAGGUCUAUGACAAAUACGGCAUCCCGCAGGUCUCCAUCCGUCUGGACGGGGAGAACAAGGCGGUGGAGUACAACGCUGUGGGCCUGACGAAGGACGCGGUCCGGGCCGUCUUUAAGAACCCGGAGGUGGAGAACCUGUUCGACCGUAACUGGCAUAAGAUCGGCAUGAGGGUGGACUCCAAGUCUGUGUCUCUGUUCCUGGACUGCAAGCACAUUGAGACGCUGCCCAUAGAGGAAAGAGAAGACAUCGACAUCCAGGGAAAGACCGUCAUCGGCAAGAGACUCUAUGACAGCGUUCCUAUUGACUUUGACCUCCAGAGGAUGGUGAUCUACUGCGAUGGCAAACAGUCUGAGCAAGAGACAUGUUGUGAUAUUCCCGGUGGCCCGUGUGAACAGUCUUUGGUGACUGAGCCCCCCCCGCUCCCGCUGCCCACCCCAAAACCAACAAGCGCUGAACAGAAGAAACCAGCCGCGGUCAACUGCUCCUGUCCUGCAGGGGAAAGGGGAGAGACAGGUCUACCGGGUGUCGCGGGGCCCAAGGGUGAAAAGGGUGAUCCUGGUCUUAAAGGGGCAGAAGGACCACCAGGACCCAAAGGGCAGAAAGGAGAGCGUGCUAUCUCUAUCAAAGGUGAUAGAGGAGAGAAGGGGGACAGCGGCGAGAGCGGGGAACCUGGAGCCAGAGGAGAAAGAGGAGAUAAAGGAUCAGACGGUUUACCUGGUCUGGCUGGGAAAAAAGGCGAUAAAGGAGAGAGAGGUCAACAAGGAGUUGCAGGUGAAGCUGGGUUACCUGGGCCUCUCGGACCAAAGGGUAUCCAAGGUGAUGCUGGUCCACCCGGAGCACCGGGUCCUCAUGGGGUGUCCGGUGUUACUGGAGGGAAAGGAGACAAAGGAGCUUCUGGAGAACGGGGUGAACCAGGUUUAGAUGGGUUUCCAGGGAAACCAGGUUUUCCAGGAAAAGAUGGUCCUAGGGGGCUAAUUGGUUCUCCUGGUGCAAAUGGAGUAAAAGGAGAAAAGGGCGAACAAGGACCUGCUGGUUUACCCGGCGAUGCGGUUCAGCUGGCAGGACUCAAGGGGGAGACCGGCGUCCCUGGGGAACGAGGGCCCUCGGGAGCAGACGGCCCCCCUGGACCUCCCGGCCCACCAGGACCUCCAGGUGUGCCCGGUGAGCCGGGUGAGAACGGACAAAGGGGUAAAAAAGGUGAUGCAGGAUUGCCAGGAGUUGAUGGGCUUCCAGGACCACCUGGUCCUCAGGGGCCCCCUGGACCUUCAGGCAGCACUGGACAAACAGGACCUCCAGGAUUACCUGGUGAAAUCGGCUUCUCAGGAAAACCAGGAGAACCAGGAAAACCGGGCCUGCCAGGAAAAGAUGGAUUGGAUGGUUUCCCUGGAAACGACGGUGGGAAGGGGCAAACAGGAGAACCCGGACAGGACGGCUUCCCUGGUAAACCAGGACCGAAGGGAGAUGAAGGCCCUCCGGGACCACGAGGACCUCCUGGUGAACGGGGAGAGCACGGUUUGCCUGGGGAGGUCGGCACAAUAGGACCCAAAGGAGAAAGAGGAGGCCAAGGAGAGAGGGGAAAAGAUGGACCUACUGGCUCGAAAGGAGAGAAAGGAGACAAGGGUGAGAUCGGCCCCAGGGGUCCAGCCGGGAUCCCAGGCAAUGUGGCCAAUGUGAUUCCUGAACCCGGUGAACCGGGUAAGCCCGGAGAAAAGGGAGAGAAAGGAGAUCAAGGAAAACCAGGCGAGAUGGGUCAAAGAGGACUUCCCGGAGAGCAGGGAUUCAGAGGACUGCCGGGACUUGCGGGCCCUAAGGGCGACGCCGGUGACAAAGGAGAGACAGGGAGACACGGAGACCCAGGUCCUCCCGGAUUGACGGGCCCUCAGGGGCCCCGGGGGCUGCCAGGCAAUGUGGGUAUUCCGGGUAGCAUCGGCCCACCUGGUAUUGCUGGACAGAGAGGAGAGAAGGGAGAUGCUGGUAAAGAUGGUCCCUCCGGACCCCCUGGUCCAACUGGUGAGCCUGGUUUAAGAGGAGAAAUUGGAUUGCCAGGAAAAGGCAAAGAGGGACCAAAGGGUGAUUCUGGACCUCCGGGUCCAUCCGGACCUCCCGGACUGAAGGGUUUACCUGGACCACAGGGAAUGCAGGGGAUGCCAGGAAACAGAGGACCACCAGGAGAGGGAACCACUGGACCCCAGGGGCCUUCCGGGCCUGCGGGGCCACCAGGACCAGCGGGUUUGAGAGGACCUCCAGGAGUGAGCGGACAACAGGGACCUGCUGGACACAAUGGUUUACCAGGAAGACCUGGAGAGAAGGGCUCCCCUGGAGAGCCAGGAAAAGCUGCAGAAAUGUCUGAUCUGAACCUCAAGGACAUUUGUUCAGAUUGCCCCCCUGGACCAUCUGGACCACCAGGUAUGCCAGGACCUUCAGGUGAAAAGGGUCAUACUGGACCACCUGGGAAAAAUGGACAGGAUGGAUAUGCGGGUCCUCCUGGACCGACAGGGCCUGCAGGACCACCUGGUGCUGAUGGAGCCAAGGGGAUCAAAGGAGACAGAGGUCCUUCAGGAGCACCUGGAGAUAAAGGUGAAAAGGGCCCCCCAGGACCUCUUGGUUAUCCAGGGGCCGCAGGAGCUAUGGGUCAACCUGGUAAUGAUGGAAACCCUGGACCUAUCGGACCACCUGGAGCUCCUGGAGAAAAGGGUAAAGAAGGACUUCAGGGUAUUCAGGGACCACCUGGUCUUCCAGGUCUAAUGGGCCUGAUGGGUAAACCUGGAAAGGAUGGAAGACCAGGAGAAACAGGAGAGCCGGGUAAACAGGGAGAGCCAGGGCCAUCAGGAAGAGAUGGGCUCAGAGGAAUGCCAGGUUUCAAAGGUCACAGAGGGGAACCAGGACCACCAGGGUCAAAGGGUGAAGAUGGCAAACAGGGGGUUGCUGGACGCGAGGGUCCACCUGGGAAAGAGGGUAACAAAGGACCACCGGGGCCAGAGGGCAUGAGAGGACCACGGGGAGAACCUGGUCAGCCUGGAGAACCUGGACAAGCAGGCAAGCCCGGAUCUCAGGGAAAUCCUGGUCAGCCGGGACACAAAGGAGAAACAGGGAGUCCAGGAUUACCCGGAUUCCCCGGUUCAAAGGGGCCAUCUGGCCCAUCUGGUCCAAUUGGUCCAGAGGGCAAACAAGGCAUGUCAGGAAAAUCAGGAGACAGAGGACAGAAGGGAGAAAAGGGUGAUAAUGGAAUAAAAGGUGACAAAGGACCUGUUGGUGAUCCAGGCAUUCCGGGUAACCCUGGGCCUCCCGGCAGGAAGGGUCACACAGGUAUGAUGGGCAUGUCAGGACCCCCAGGGGAAGUGGGUCCCUCUGGCCCCCCUGGUUCUCCAGGACAGCCGGGUCUCCCAGGUCUCAGAGGUGAGGCACCAUCACUUGAACAAAUGCGGCGCCUCAUUCAAGAGGAACUCUCCAAACAGCUGGAUGCUAAGUUGGCUUACCUCAUGGCUCAAAUGCAGCCUGCGCAUAUCAAGAGCUCAGUUGGCCGCCCCGGUCCACCUGGUCCAACAGGUAAAGAUGGACCUCCUGGCCGACAGGGUCCACCUGGAGAGCCUGGAAUGCCUGGACAAAAUGGAGCAGAUGGACCUAGAGGUCCAGUUGGUCCUAAAGGUGAACGAGGUACAAGAGGCGAAAAGGGAGAGGAUGGUGUUGGACAGAGAGGAGAACCUGGUGCUAUUGGUCCCAUGGGUCCUGCAGGUAUGCCUGGAUAUGGAAAAGACGGUCUUCCUGGAUCCGCGGGCUCUCAGGGAGAGCCUGGUAAUCCUGGUCCUCACGGGCAGCCCGGACCUCCUGGACCGCCGGGGCAGUGUGAUCCCUCACAAUGUGCCUACUAUGCCAGUCUGGCAUCAAGACCUCACACCAAAAACGUCAAGGGGACUUAAUACAUCCCUCGGUGUCCUGGGCUAACACCUAUUUAUGAACUUGGACAUUCAGUAAGCCAAGAAAAUGUUCUGUAACAUCAGGAGAACUGCAGAGAGUCUGAGGGGUGAGUGAAUGCGUGUGUGUUUAUACGUGUGUUUGUCAUAGGCUUUUCACUACAGCUAAUGUGUUCUUGAAGCCUGAGUUAAGGCCACUUUUAAUCCUGGGUUAAGCAGCGUUUCACACUUUGGGUUUUGAAAAGGUGUUGGCAUGUAGCAUUAGCACUUUCAACUCCGGGUUAUGAAGUCUGGCUCGACCAGGAUCGACUCAGAAUAGCGGUGCAAAACAAUGCUUUACGGGGAUUUGUUUAGCGAGGUAUUAAUUAUAAAAUAAAUAUAGUAAACACAAGAAAUCUGGGAAAAUUAUAAAUCUCUUUUU